This is a messenger RNA of Staurois parvus, 355 nucleotides long. NCBI's taxonomy places the organism in Eukaryota, Metazoa, Chordata, Amphibia, Anura, Ranidae. The record is from the annotation of a GenBank genome assembly.
UUAAAAUUUUUACUAGUACUGGCGGCGAUCAGCAACUUAUAGUGGGAGUGCGGGAUUGCGGCGGGUAUUCGUACACUGGUGGGAACUGACUUGGUGUCACUGACAUCCCCAGUGACACCAAUACAGUGAUCAGUGCUAAAAAAAAAAGCACUGACACUGUACUAAUGGCACUGGGCAGGAAGGGGUUACCAUGAGGGGCGAUCAAAGGGUUAACUGUGUGCUAUGUGCUGUUUUACUGUGUGCUGUGUGUGUAUGCUUCACUGUAAGCACACUGCUUUGCAUGGCUCUGUUAUGCAAAGCCAUGCAUAGCAGUGUGCAGGAGCUCAAAAAUAGUCCUCCUCCCCGUCGGAGAUGC